Molecule: messenger RNA, 852 nt
Organism: Morchella importuna
Lineage: Eukaryota; Fungi; Ascomycota; Pezizomycetes; Pezizales; Morchellaceae
Exons: 1
Coding region: 1-852 (283 amino acids)
Molecular function (GO): protein binding
Source: RefSeq, a predicted model, not a curated record
AUGGGAGGCUAUCUAUCAAUGUGUGAGAGCUUGUUGGAGAGGGGGGCCAAACUCAAACAGCACGCCACACAAACAUUAAUGGCGGCAGCUAGUUGUGGCCGUCUUGAUAUACUAAAGUAUCUCGUGGAAAAGCUAGAACAGUCUGCAGGUACUAUAGCGGAUUUAAACGCUGCAUUGAAAGCUGCAGCUGGAGCAGGUCAUCUUGGUGCUGUGGACUACCUACUAGAACAAGGAGCCGACGCCGAUCAUACAGGUUUUACAGCACACAAAAUCAUUCAAGGUAACAUCGUCAUCAAGACAAUUACAGCUUUAGGAUUAGCAUCGUUGAAUGGUCAUCUUUCGGUGGUGGAGCGCCUGGUGGGUAAAAAAGCGCAUAUAACCAGCUCCGCCGGACCUUUCUUCGGCGGUCCCAAAAUUUUACCGGUAUCUGCUCUCCACGACGCUUCUAGAAAUGGCUAUCUAGACAUUGUGGAUUACCUCUUGAAAAAUGAUGCUGAGUUUGAUGAGGAUAUAUCUUACGAUAUGGAAAAUCAGUUAGUAAUACAAUCACCAUUGCAAAUAGCGGCAAGAGUGGGCCACUAUUUAGUUGUGAGGAGGCUACUUGAAGCGGGCGCUGGUGUCGACAGAUCCAGCGGGGGAGAGGGUUCUAUGAGACCACUUGUGUUUGCGUGCGAGGGCGGGCAUCUAGCGGCAGCAAAAGAAUUACUUGAGAAAGGGGCACGCGUAGAUGAGGAUGCUAUCAAGGCUGCAGAGAAAGAUAGUCCUAGUAUGGUGCGAUUAUUGAAAUCGUACAGGAAAGAUAAGGCCUCUCUAUGUAUGUAUAUUACAUGGCUCAUUAUAUCCUGUUUAUAA